CGUGACUGCCAAGGAAGGAUGCCAGUCACAGGCUGCCUCAGCCAGGGAGAUCCCUGAAAGCCGAAUGAAAAAAAAAAAAAAAAUCGCAGGGUGAGGGCUGGAAGGAAUCGAACCCAGCAACCUCCCACGCGCAGAGAAAAGUGUGUAUGCACUUGCACGUCCGGUCCCAGCCUGGCACUGGCGGGUUGUCUCCGACGACCCCGGGAACGCGGAGCACCCCAAACAGGAACUUCAAAGGGAGUGAAAUCUGUUGCCUGUUCCACUAGGAAUCCUGUUUGCCAGGCACAAGGUGUCUUUCGGUAGUGGGCACUCUCCGCGCAUGCGCAGGUCCAUUCGGGAAUCACUGCCCAGCCGCCGACUAAGUUGCAUUCCUUGAAUCUUCGCAGAAAAGACCAUUCUUCCCUCAGAGUUAGUAAUGUGGACAGCACAAAAUCGAGAGAGUCUGGGGCUUCUCUCUUUCCCUGUGAUGAUUGCCAUGGUGUGUUGUGCACACAGCGCCAAUGAACCCAGCAACAUGUCAUACGUGAAAGAGACAGUGGACAGAUUGCUCAAAGGAUAUGACAUUCGCUUGCGGCCGGACUUUGGAGGGCCCCCCGUGGACGUCGGGAUGCGGAUCGAUGUCGCCAGCAUAGAUAUGGUCUCCGAAGUGAACAUGGAUUACACACUUACAAUGUAUUUCCAGCAGUCUUGGAAAGACAAAAGGCUUUCUUAUUCUGGAAUCCCAUUAAACCUCACCCUAGACAACAGAGUAGCUGACCAACUCUGGGUACCAGAUACCUACUUCCUGAAUGACAAGAAAUCAUUUGUGCAUGGGGUCACAGUGAAAAAUCGAAUGAUUCGACUACAUCCUGAUGGAACAGUUCUCUAUGGACUCCGGAUCACAACCACAGCUGCAUGUAUGAUGGAUCUCCGAAGAUACCCUCUAGAUGAACAAAACUGCACCCUGGAGAUUGAAAGUUAUGGUUAUACCACUGAUGACAUUGAGUUUUACUGGAAUGGAGGAGAGGGAGCAGUAACUGGAGUUAAUAAAAUUGAGCUUCCUCAGUUUUCAAUUGUUGAUUACAAGAUGGUGUCCAAGAAAGUGGAAUUCACAACAGGGGCCUACCCACGACUCUCUCUAAGUUUUCGACUGAAGAGAAACAUCGGUUACUUCAUUUUGCAAACUUACAUGCCUUCUACACUCAUUACAAUUCUGUCCUGGGUGUCUUUUUGGAUCAAUUAUGAUGCAUCAGCAGCCAGAGUCGCACUAGGAAUCACCACAGUGCUGACAAUGACAACCAUCAGCACGCACCUCAGGGAGACCUUGCCAAAGAUCCCUUACGUCAAAGCGAUCGAUAUCUACCUGAUGGGCUGCUUUGUGUUCGUGUUCCUGGCUCUGCUGGAAUACGCCUUUGUAAAUUACAUCUUCUUUGGGAAAGGCCCCCAGAAAAAGGGGGCUGGCAAACAAGAUCAGAGUGCCAAUGAGAAGAACAAACUGGAGAUGAAUAAAGUCCAGGUUGACGCUCAUGGCAACAUUCUCCUCAGCACCCUGGAAAUCAGGAACGAGACAAGCGGCUCAGAAGUGCUCACCAGCGUGAGCGACCCCAAGGCUACCAUGUACUCGUACGACAGCGCCAGCAUCCAGUACCGCAAGCCCCUGAGCAGCCGCGAGGGGUAUGGGCGCGCCCUGGACCGGCACGGGGUGCCCAGCAAGGGGCGCAUCCGCAGGCGCGCCUCCCAGCUCAAAGUCAAAAUCCCCGACUUGACUGAUGUGAAUUCCAUAGACAAGUGGUCCCGAAUGUUUUUCCCCAUCACCUUUUCUCUUUUUAACGUCGUUUAUUGGCUUUACUAUGUACACUAAGGUCUGUCCUAAGGGUUCGAUUUAGACCACCUUCCUUUUCUUUGUUUUUUUAACCCCGAAGGUCCCCAACAGCGAUACUGCUGUUUUUUGAGGUAAGAAUUUCAGCCAUCCAAUUGGUUUUAGGUCUUGCAUAUCAAUUUUAUUACUGCAUCAUGUUUAUUUCAGUAAAAAAGAAAAAGAAAAAAAAAUAUUUUUUCCAGCCUACCGUGGUCCAGGUUAUCAGCUCUUUUAAGAGCUCUGUCAAUUGCCAUGUUUACAAACCAACAAACACAAAGAGAGAAUAUAGGUAGAUCUUUAGCAGUUUUUCCUGGUUACCCUGGAUUUUAUUGGUUUCUUUUUUAGAUAAAAAUAAAAAGAUGACCUCCUCCAUUUGCACUGCUUCCUGGUAAACUGUAACAGUCUCAUGCUGCCAAAAACAAAAACCAGAAACAAACAAAAAAAAAUCCACAAUUUCCAGGAUCUCAGAAUUCAAAACAAAGCCAUUGACAAGUUACAGAUUUCCAGGAAGAGAGACAAAAGAACGGGAGUCUACAGGAAGAUUCCCCGCCACUCUUCGGUGCCCCCAUGUCCCUUACAAAGGGGCUUCUCAGCUCCGCGGAAGAGGGAGGGAUCAGCAAGUGCGCGUCUAGGUGAUGCAAACCCAGCCUGCCAUCCACACCUCACCAUUGGGCUGGAUGUUCUGGAAAACGCUUCUUUCUCUGAUUUCCCAGCAAGUAUUCGAUUAGCAUUAGAAUCCAGCUUGGUAAACCUGGUAGCCACUGAGAACACUUUCCUUUUCUUGAGAAUAAGGGGUUUGGGGGCAAUGACCAUUUUUCUAGUGGACCAGUUCCGAUGAGCAGCCCUGAAUUCAUUUCAUCAGCCUGGAAUUCCUUGAUGCUGUGCUAUGAAGCCUCACCAUCCCAUUUCCAUGCUUCCUGUCCCAGAAUAUGACAGCAAGGGAAUGGAGAGGAUUUUACAGAAGGGUGAGGUGCACAAUUUUUGCUUGAGAAAAAUAUUACCCUUUCCACAAGGAAGGCGAGAUUUAUGUGCUGUGCAAAGGGUGCCUGGGCAGUUCUCUGAACUGCCAAAUCUUAAAUCAAAUAGUAUAUAUUUCUUAGCCUUCCAGAGAGCAGUUUCUAACGAAGACAGGCUGGUCACACAGGCCUCAGCCAGCGCGUGAGGACUCUGCUCUCUGAGCUCUGCAUUCCAAACUGUGGCGUGAACAUUUCAAGAAAUGCAUGUGUGCUUGUGGUGUCAUUCUCCCAGAGUCCACAGAUAAAACAACAGUGACAAAGGCACUGGGCCUCCAAACUUGUACACCAGCCCUUGAGGAAUAGACCCUGCCUACACUUAGAGAUCACUGUCAUUACUGCACUGCCUUAUCUCUGCUCAUGGGUUAAUUUGGUCAUGGUUCUCAUGACCUUCAGUAGCAAGACACACAGUA
This is a messenger RNA of Oryctolagus cuniculus (rabbit), 3263 nucleotides long. RefSeq names its product gamma-aminobutyric acid type A receptor subunit beta1 (gene GABRB1). Gene Ontology annotation, cellular component: membrane. The record is from RefSeq and is a predicted model, not a curated record. Gene Ontology annotation, molecular function: extracellular ligand-gated monoatomic ion channel activity; GABA-A receptor activity. Gene Ontology annotation, biological process: monoatomic ion transmembrane transport. NCBI's taxonomy places the organism in Eukaryota, Metazoa, Chordata, Mammalia, Lagomorpha, Leporidae.